CCUUUUUUUAAGUUUUUCAUUCUGGCACCUCUUCCGGGGGGCUCCUCGCCCGAGGAAGCGGAUGCUUGUGCCAAGACUGAGUAAGUUGCUAUGGGAUGCUGGUUUCUUCUUCUUUCUCACCCCCUUUUCCCGAUUGCCUGAUAUUUGCCCAAUGUUUGCCCCCUCCCGUAUGUCACCCAGACGUAAGAGACACCUCACCCGCCUCGGCAUCAUCUCAUCUCAAGUGCAACCAUUACACACCAACACAUACGUCCUCCCACACUGCGACACCGACCCCGGACUGUUCAUCCUUCGACGCAGGCUUCCCCGCAGCGAGCCGAUGGGUCGUGGAGAAGGUGGAGCGUAGCGUGUCCUUGGGCCCGGACGACUGAGAGCAGGCUAGGGCGGUGUUUUCUUUUUCGACUUGAC
Colletotrichum navitas is the source of this 408-nucleotide messenger RNA. RefSeq lists its product as uncharacterized. Lineage: Eukaryota; Fungi; Ascomycota; Sordariomycetes; Glomerellales; Glomerellaceae. Bases 62 to 346 code for a protein of 94 amino acids. The transcript has a single exon. The record is from RefSeq and is a predicted model, not a curated record.